CUUUGGUCUUUGUAUCAUUUCUAAGACAAGCUGGAAAGGCUAAGCAAUGUGAGUUAGUGAUUUCUCCGGCUUGGUAGUGUGGAAAGGAAAAUUGUGAAUCAAGCUUUUGCAUUUUUGCCCACUGAGACGGAGCAGACAUCAGUUGGAAUGUAAUAGGAGGGGCAGUGACAGUUGGAGUGAGAGAAGAGGACUGUGGGAGAAACCGAUAACAGAAAUGGUCUUUUCCCUCUGAACAUGGCUGAGUGUGGAGAAAAGACCAGGAGCUCUAUAUCCCAACUUGUGAAAAACCUUGCCUCCAUUCCCUUAACCUGGAGAAGAAAAAGGUUCUUGUAUGUGUGAGAGCAUACAUUUGAGGAAGAACAAGACAAAAGUAAGCUACUGAAAGGGGUUGAUCCCUUAACUUCAGGGGGUCACCCUGAAGAUCCUUUCCAUCCCUUGUCCCUCCCAAGAAGGAUGCUUGCCUUUUGCUUAGUAGGGUAGAGAUAGUGACUAGUUAAGAGGAAGAUAGAUAAGCUGAAGCUGAGCCAGCUUGGCUUAACUGCAGAAGCAACAAAGUUCUCCUAUUCCCACUUACCUAUCCCCUUUCUUGAUUUACUAUAAUUAUUAAACCAUAUUUAACCUGCAGUCAGAUAAGAGGAUGACUAUCAUUUCCGGGGGACAUAGAGGGAGCAGAACCUAAGGACAGCCAUUCAACCAUAAACAGUCCUUUCUGAAGUUUGUUUUCUGACAUUUUGCACUCGAUGUUCUCUCUCUCCCUCUUCCCUCUUCUCUAGGAAGGUAGUAAUAUGAUGUAGGUCAUGCAGACAUUAUCCUCCAGUACAUAUUUGCCUCUUUGCUAUGCUGUGAAACAGUAAAGGAGGUACAGGGCCCCCAGAGGCCCUCCAAGUCUACAGGAAUCCCAGCUCAUGUGAAGAUGGGGUUAACUCUUCCCCUGCCCAAGUUUAGAUGUAAUCACCAGAAGCAUGUGCACACCCCGCUUAUCCUUAAGUGGGGGAGGUCAGUGUGUGACCCACCUGUGAUUAGCUUUUAGCUUUCUUUUAUAUUAGUGUUAAAUAUUGGGGUUAUUUAACAAGAUUUUAGCUUUUAGCUUUCUCUUGGAUUAGAAGGUGUUAAUUAUUGGGGGAAGUUAACAAGUUUAGCCAGUGGGUGGAGAAAACUGCUUAUAAAGGGGAGGCCAAGGCCCUGCUCUCCCACUGGCACCCUCUCCUGACUGGAGGUUGGAACCUGAAGGGACAAGUGGUGGUGGAGAGCUUCAGUCCAUCAGAACAGCAAUGAGGGCAUCCGAAGAGGAAGUCUCCCCACCUUGGGGCUCCAUGCUCUGAAGGACCACAGUCUGGCCCUAGCAGAGACUCCAGAGCCAGAGGGAAUGGCCCCUGGGACCCCGAGGCCCCCCUCCCAGGGGUUAAUAACAUUCAAGGAUGUGGCUGUGGACUUCACACAGGAAGAGUGGUGCCUAUUGGACCAUUCUCAGAAAGAGCUGUACCAGGAGGUCAUGCUGGAGAAUGUACAAAAUCUACUCUCAGUCGGUGUUCCAGUUCCUAAAAAAUAUUGUACCUCCUGUUGUCAGCAAGGGGAAGCACCAUUGCUGCUGGAGCAAAAAGGCCCCAGGAGCUCCUGUUCAGAAGCAGAGGCUAAUUUUGAUUUGAAGGAGAAGUCUACAAAGCUGAGACAUUUUGUGGAAGGAUCUGGCCCCCAAAGAUGCGUGAAUAAGGAUCCCCAUGAUAUCAUUAUGAGAGAAAUCUGUGACUCUGAUAUCAAGAUAAAUGAAAAUAUAAAGGGUGACUGUGAAUUUGAUGGCACUGCAGAGAAAUUCAGUCAACGUUCAGUCCUAAAUCAGUAUAUGAAAGUGUCCUCAGGAAAUGACUGUUGUCAAGAGAAUCAAUACAGCCAAUGCUUUCCUGAAGAAGUAGGACUUGGUCAGUUAAAUGAGAAAACUCCUGAAAAGCCCAUAUAUCAAGGUAACCUAGGAGGAAUAGCCUUUGGCUGCAGUUUAGACCUCAUUAGCCAUUCAAAAAGUAAAUGUGUAGAGAUGGUUUCUAUGAAUGACAAAGAAAUGAGACCUUUCAGUCAAAACUCUGAGCUUGCUGCACAUCAGAGAAUCCACAAUGGGGAGAAACCUUAUAAAUGUAAAGAGUGUGGAAAGGCUUUUACAUGGAAGAAAUCUUUUGCUGCACAUCAAAGAAUUCACAAAGGAGAGAAACCUUAUAAAUGUAAUCACUUUAAAAGGGCUUUUAUAACAAGGACAUCUCUCACUAAACAUGAGAAAAUCUACAAUGGAGAGAAACCUUAUGAAUGUAAACAGUGUGGAAAGGCUUUCACAAAAAGAGGCCAUCUUGCUGCACAUAAAAGAAUCCAUAAUGGAGAGAAACCUUAUGAAUGUAAUCACUGUGGAAGGGCUUUUAUUACAAGAACAUCUCUCACUAAACAUGAGAAAAUCCACACUGGAGAGAAACCUUAUGAAUGUAAACAGUGUGGAAAGGUGUUCACACAAAGAUGCCAUCUUGUUGCACAUACGAGAAUCCACACUGGAGUGAAACCCUAUGAAUGUAAACAGUGUGGAAAGUCUUUCACAAGGACGGACAAUCUUGCUACACAUCAGAGAAUCCACAGUGGAGAGAAACCCUAUGAAUGUAAACAGUGUGGAAAGGCUUUCACACAGAUGGGCUCUCUUGCUGCACAUAAGAGAAUCCAUAAUGGAGAGAAACCUUAUGAAUGUAAUUAUUGUGGAAGGGCUUUUAUAACAAAAACAUCUCUCACUAACCAUGAGAAAAUCCACACUGGAGAGAAACCCUAUGAAUGUAAGCAGUGUGGAAAGGCUUUCUCACAGAGGGGCAAUCUUGCUAAACAUCAGAGAAUCCACAGUGGAGAGAAACCUUAUGUAUGUAAACAGUGUGGAAAGGCUUUCACAGAAAGGGGAUCUCUUGCUAGACAUGAGAGAAUCCACACUGGAGAGAAACCUUAUGAAUGUAAACAGUGUGGAAAGAUUUUCACACUGAUGGGCUCUCUUGCAGCACAUCAGAGAAUCCACACUGGAGAGAAACCUUAUAAAUGUAAUCACUGUGAAAGGGCUUUUAUAACAGGUACAUCUCUCAUGAAACAUGAGAAAAUCCACACUGGAGAGAAACCUUAUGAAUGCAAACAGUGUGGAAAGGCUUUCACAGAAAGGGGAUCUCUUGCUAAACAUCAGAGAAUCCACACUAGAGAGAAACCUUAUAAAUGUAAUCACUGUGAAAAGGCUUUUAUAACAAGGACAUCUCUCACAAAACAUGAGAAAAUCCACACUGGAGUGAAACCCUAUGAAUGUAAACAGUGUGGAAAGGCUUUCACACAGAUGGGCUCUCUUGCUGCACAUAAGAAAAUCCACAAUGGAGAGAAACCUUAUGAAUGUAAUCAUUGUGGAAGGGCUUUUAUAACAAGAACAUCUCUCACUAAACAUGAGAAAAUCCACACUGGAGAGAAACCUUAUGAAUGUAAACAGUGUGGAAAGGCUUUCACACAGAGUGGCAAUCUUGCUAAACACCAGAGAAUCCACAGUGGAGAGAAACCGUAUGCAUGUCAACAGUGUGGUAAGGCUUUCACAGAAAGGGAAUCUCUUGCUAGACAUCAGAGAAUCCACACUGGAGAGAAACCUUAUGAAUGUAAACAGUGUGGAAAGGUUUUCACACAGAAGGGCUCUCUUGUAGAACAUCAGAGAAUCCACACUGGAGAGAAACCUUAUAAAUGUAAUCACUGUGAAAGGGCUUUUAUAACAAGGACAUCUCUCAUUAACCAUGAGAAAAUCCACACUGGAGAGAAACCUUAUGAAUGUAAACAGUGUGGAAAGGCUUUCACACAAAGAGGCCAUCUUGUUGCACAUACGAGAAUCCACACUGGAGUGAAACCCUAUGAAUGUAAACAGUGUGGAAAGACUUUCACACAGACGGGCUCUCUUGCUGCACAUAAGAGAAUCCACACUAGAGAAAAAACCUUAUGAAUGUAAACCAUGUGGAAAGACUUUCAAACGGAGGGAACAUCUUGCCGCACAUCAGAGAAUCCACACUGGAGAAAAAUUUUAAAAAUGUAAACAGUGUGGAGAGGCUUUCACAAAAAGAGGCCAUAUUUCUGCACAUAAGAGAAUCCAUGAUGGAGAAUAACCUCAUGAAUAUAAACAGUGUGGAAAGACCUUCAUGCAGAGGGGCUCUCUUACAGCACAUCAGAGAAUCCACAAUGGAGAGAAACACAUCUCUUGCUAAACAUGAGAAAAUCCACACUGGAGAAAAACCUUAUGAAUGUAAACAGUAUGGAAAGGCUUUCACACAAAGGAGCCAUCUUGUUGCCCAUAAGAGAAUCCACACAGGAGAGGAAACCUUAUGAAGGUACACAAUGUGGAAAAGCUUUCACAGUGAGGAGUAAUCUUACUAAGCAUCAGAGCACCCACAUUGCAGAGAAAAAUUAUGAAUGGCAUCAAUUUGGAUAGGCUUUCACAUAAACCCUACAGUUGCUUCAUGUCACAAACUCUUCACUAGAGGGAAACCUCAUGAGUGAGAUUGAUCUUAUAGUUGCCACUUUUAGAUUAUUUAACAUAAGAGGAUCCACAAUUCAGAGAAACUUUAGGAAGAUGUUGAAUUCGGUAAGGGCUCCAGGUAACAAUCAUCUCUUAUUCCCAGGUUAGAAUUCCUUUUGGAUAGGAAUCUUAUGUCCAGAAAGAAGAGAGAAAUUGAAAUGGAGAAUCCAGAGCUUGUUCAGUGUGAAAAAAAUGUCUUCUGAUCACACCAGCUCCAGAUAAAUUCCCUCUAGAAAGAGUUUAAUCCAAAAAUCAUCUCUUACUUCAUAUUAUAGGAUUUAUAGUGCAGAAAAACCUAAUGAAUGUGCUUAAGUUGUAUGCAUUUUCCUCAGGACGAGGGUGAUCACUAUAAUUUAUAAGACUGAGGGACCACAUCACAUUUGUUAGAUUGGCUAUUAUGACAGAAAGGGCAAGGGACAAAAGUUAGAGAAGAUGUGGGAAAACUGAGAUACUAAUGAACUAUUGAGUGGAUUUGUGAACUGGAUGGAGCAAUUUUGAACUGCGUCCAGAGAACAUUAAGACACAAAAAGGAAAAGGACCUAUAUGUAUUUUUUAAAACCUCAACACUUAAAGAUGCUCUUUCUGGGUUGAUAAAAAUUAGAAAGUAAAAGGGAACUCAUCAAUUGGGAGAUGGCUAAGUAAAUUGUGGCAUAUGAUUAUAGUAGAAUACUGCUGUUUUAUAAUUAAUGAGUAGAAGGAGGAGCUGGGAAAAACCUAGAAAGACUGGAGAACUGAACCUGACUGAAUUUUGCAAUACCAGGAGAACCACAGCAGAUCGUGACAGAAAUAGUGUAUGCAGAACAACUGUGAAUUGAGUUAUUCUCAACAACACAAUGAUCCAAAUCAAUCCCAAAGGACUCAUAAUCAAAACUUUUAUCUGUUUCCAGAGAAAGAAUUGAUGAAAUGUGAAUCUAGAUCAAAGAAAAAAUUUUUCACUUUUUAAACUUUUGUUGUUUGUUUGAGUUUAGUUCCACAGAAGGAUCAAUAUGUGAAAGUGUUUCAUAUGAUUCUACAUGCAAAAUUUUAUAUGAGAUUGCUUAAUAUCUCUUGGGCAUGGGAGAGAAAAUCCAAGACUCAAAAGUUUUGAACAAAUGUUGGAUAUUGUUUUUACACAUGAUUGUUGUCAAAAACAAAAUAUGAAAUGAUGGAGAAGAGUUGAAUAUUCAGUGGUGAACAACAUUCUUUCUAGAAUGAAGGGGUGAACAAGGAAUAAUUAAAGGAAUGGUUUCACUUUAAGCUGAUACUUGACGAUACACUGGACAUAGUAUGCUGGAGAUGAGAUUCAGUGCCUGUAACUGACUAGGAAAGGCAUUUUGCUGUUGUACAGACUUCAUAGACUUUCCCACAGAGAAGCCCUCAUUAAACAACUCAAAUUUCAUAUUUUGCAAAAACUACUACAAUAAGGACAUUUUCUCUGAAAUCCUAAUGCUUGACAUUCUUCCUCACUGUUUGUUGGCAUUCAUCCAUUACAGAUUUUGUAGCCAGUUGCUGGUUAACUGGCACUCACUUCUUUCUCGUUUUUUGCUGGCACAUAUAGAUCUUACCAAACAAACAAUAAGAGUGCAUGAGGAAGAUGUGGAAGGAAUAGGGAACCUGAUCCCUGCCAGGCUCAUGAUGCAGUUGGCUGAUUUCUGGGUCUGAGCAGAAGUCUAACUCCUCUGAUGAAGUAAUAAGGGAGGAUUUGAGGUCUCCAAGACCACCUUGUCUCUUGAAAUAUCAACUAAUGGGGUCUCAGGACAUCCUACGGCUGAACUGUCAGGAUCAACUCCCUUCAUAAGCAGGAGGCAAGGCACCCUCUUUUCUGAAGAUGAUGGCGGAGACAUUUUUUGCUUAUGGGAAUCCUGUGUCCCCAAUGAGAUGGGAAUCCUGUGUCCCCAAUGAGAAACCAUAUUAUGUUCAGAGAAAUAGCUUUCUUUAUUGGUUAAAAUCUGAAUGCUAUACAAUAUAACAUUUCUAUGAGAUGAACAAAGUCCUAAUUAUUCCUCCCUAUGACAAUUGCUUUCCUUUUCAUCAGUGAGUCAUUUUAAUGGAGGAGAUAAGAAUUUCACUUGCUCUUAUGCUUACAAGAAAACAAGGACAUUUAAGCAGAUAUCUUUUUCUCCUUUCAAAUAUAAUAAAUUAAAUAUUUCAUGGGCUUUAACAUGAUCAAUAUCAUACAAUAUUAAAUGAUAUAGUACUAUAUUAUAUUUUAAUACAUUAUGUUAUAAAGUACUAUGAUAUAAAUUAAAGUAGCAUAAUAAUUAUAAUUUUAUGAUAACCAAUACAAAUUAUUUUAUUACUUACAUAAAGGAGAAUCAAUAUCAGAAAUGCUUCAGAAUUAGAUUUAUAACUCAAAUGAGAAUUAAAAUUCUUGAAAAAUUGCUUUAUAUAAUUAAAAUAUGUGAUCAACAAUCCUGAUAAAAUACAUGAUUUUUUAAAAAUGUAUAUUUUUUCACCUUUUUAAAAAAGUAGUUUACAAUCUAGCAGCAUCCAGAUUGUAAAAGAAGCUGCUUUUCCACAGCAUUUCUAUACAAGGUUUUGCCAAAUUUCACCUUUUCAUAAACAAUACUUUGAGUUUGAAAUCUGAAACAAAACUAUUAAAAUACCUUACUCAGAUCUGCUUCCUCUUAUUACUCUUUACAUUUCUAAUAUAUCUCCAACCCUGUAUAAACAUGAACCACAUGAAGUUUAAAAACUCUCCCCCUCUCUCUGACUCUGUCUCUCUUUUUCUCUUUUUCUCAAUCUCUUUUUCUCUCAUCUUCUCUUGUUUUUUUCUUUCUCUCAUCCUGUUUUAUGUUUCUCUCUGUCUCUUGUCUUUAUCUCUUUUUUUCUGCCUCUGGUCUUUAUAUCUUUCUCUUGUCUUUGUCUUUGUCUCUCCUCCUUCCCCCUCCUCCUCUCCUACCCACCAUACUCCCGAGCCCCGCCCCCUCAGUAGGUUUUAGCAAGAGGGCAAAAUAUCUUCUCUUAAAUUAAACUGGAAACAAGUACCUAUCAGGAAGUCCUAGCCAUACCCUUGGCUCCCUGAGACUCUGCAGUGCUCCCUAGUGUCCAAGUCACCUUGAUCACUGGUGUGGGGAAACCUUAGGAAAUCAUCACUUCACUCUCCACUCCCAGGAACUUUCUUCCACCCAAACUCCCCAGCUCAGUCCUGGUUUGGGCUUCUUUGCCAUCCCAGUCCUUUCUCUUUUUUCUCUAGUUCGGCCAACAACAAAGAACAAAUCAUUUUGCGCCUGUGCCUGAAUGAUGGAUGUCAGUCUGUGCCCUGAGGCUCCCCCUCUCCAGAUCAGGAACUUUCCCAACCCAAAGCCCCCUGAAUGCUGAGUAUUCUCCUUUGGAAGUUCAGCUACUGAGCACAGGGAAUGUCUUACUUUGGGAUGGAUGUAACCUGGGAUGUUUGUAUUUUCCUUAUCUCUGGCCUGGGCACUAGGAAGAACCUCCUCUACAGAAAAGGUCCAGCCUCCUUCCCCAUCCUCUCCCAUCUGCCUUCUCCUUCACUUCCUUCUCAGCCCUCCCAGCCCAACAUCCUGUGUGGGAUCCUCAGACACAGUUAUACAGGAAGUGGCUGAUCCAGGAUCCCCUCUGAGGUCCUCUGCUGAGGAAGGAAAGGAAGUGCUGGUAGUCCUGAAGGCCAAGCAUUCCCCUACCUGCUGUUCCCCAUGAGGGAUUCAUUCAGAGGCCCUGGGUUCGGAUUCUGCCUCUGACAUGUGUCUGUCUCUUCCGGGGCCUCUGUGUUCUUCUGUGAAACACAAGAGUCAGCACAGGUGACGUCUAGCAUCCCUUCCAAGGGAAACUCCGUGACCACAGGAUAUGACCAAAGUCCUAACACACACACACAAACACACACAUCCACUGGUAUAUGUGUGUUAUAUGUUUGGGAGCCAGCAUGAUACAACAGGAAACAAGUCCACUGGGCUGGGACUCCUCAAUCCCUGGUUCACAUCCUGUCUCUGCCCCUUAUUAUUGCCCCAGUUGGGUGUGACUUUUAUUUUGUAUCCUCUUUAUUCCUUGAUUUCUAAUGAUCAUUAAUAAAUCUCCUAAAAUAUAGUUCAUUAUUGAGAUCUAAAUGUUUUUACCUAUCUUGGAAAGAAUAAUAAUAGUCUGUAGUCAUUUCUUUCUAAAGUGUGACCCCAUUUUACAAAAGAGUUAUUGAGUCAAAUAACAGUUAAGUGACUUGCCACGUGUUACAGAUAGUGAUUGUCUGAGAUUUUCCUGAGGCCAAGAUCAGUUCUAUUCACUGCUCCCCC
Messenger RNA from Monodelphis domestica (gray short-tailed opossum), 8766 nucleotides. RefSeq lists its product as uncharacterized. Gene Ontology annotation, biological process: regulation of transcription by RNA polymerase II. Gene Ontology annotation, cellular component: nucleus. Lineage: Eukaryota; Metazoa; Chordata; Mammalia; Didelphimorphia; Didelphidae. The record is from RefSeq and is a predicted model, not a curated record. Gene Ontology annotation, molecular function: DNA-binding transcription factor activity, RNA polymerase II-specific; RNA polymerase II cis-regulatory region sequence-specific DNA binding.